Messenger RNA from Plutella xylostella (diamondback moth), 915 nucleotides. The record is from RefSeq and is a predicted model, not a curated record. Lineage: Eukaryota; Metazoa; Arthropoda; Insecta; Lepidoptera; Plutellidae.
UGUCACUGUCAGAAAAAGAAAACAUCCCAAAUCCCAUCCUAUAGCCCAUAGUCCCAUGGUCCCCAUGGAUCCCAUUUCCAAGAGAAAUCAAAUCAAAUCAAAGCUUUACAGACAGUUUGAGUUUGUAUAAUAGGUAGGUAUGGACGACAUGUCAAGAAGUGCAUCAAGCUUCGAGGCCCUCGACCCUCAUGAUCCCAACCUGAGUCGACUGGCCACAUCCCUGUUCCAGAAAACUUCAGAAUAUUUAACUGGAGAACUAACUGCUACACAGGAUCACUAUGUGCUGUUGGAAGACAUCAACCAGCUGGCCAUCACCAAGUAUGCGGACCUGAGGCAGAUUGCAGCCAACCUCGGCAAGACCGUCAAUGAAUACAAUGAAAUGUUCAGCGCCAACAUCGCGCCGCUGCUGCAGCAGAUCGACCUGAUGGAGGCCCGCGUGACCCAGUUCGAGGGCGCCGCCUACCGCCUCGACGCCUACACCAGGCAGCUGCGAGCCCGCUUCAAGGAACUCGACGACAAGCGGACCUAGCUUUGUACGUCCUAUCCUAAAACUAUCCGGCACCAACAAAAGAAAAGUCAGUAGGUAGUCCUGAUAAGAGACAAGAUGUCACCACAAUUGCUCUGGAAGAAUAGUCAAGAAUGGUAGACCGUGGACCGACCUGCUACCGUACCGCCACAGAAACACACAAAUACACAAAUUAGCAACAAACAAUCCAUAAGCAGCGCUCGCCCUUAAAACAUCUGGACGACAACCUUUGCUCACUUCAACGCCGGAAGACACUACAGAAAUGGAAAACGAAGAAUCAUGAGUUCUCGCGUAAUCGGUACGAUGCAACAAGGAUAAUACGCGUAACACACUUUAGUUUUCAAUCAAUUGUAAUUUGGCCAAUAAAUAAUUAAUACCAACAUAAAAUA